CACAGUUUGAAUUGUGUGUAUUGUAAUAACUUUCUCAGAUAAUGGGUGCAUUCCUCGAUAAGCCGUUAACAGACAAGACUUGCGAUUCGCAGGAAGCCAAUGGAAUGAGAGCAUAUAGUUGUUCGAUGCAGGGGUGGAGAAUUACGAUGGAGGAUGCUCAUGUGAUGUGCCCAAAACUGGAUGGAAAUGAGGAAACUGCCUUUUAUGGUGUUUUUGAUGGCCAUGGAGGAACAUAUUCUUCUGAAUAUUGCAGGAAUCAUUUACUUCCAAUUCUGUUAUCCCAACCAGAGUACAAGGGCAAAGAUACAACACCUGAUGAUUAUAAGGUUAUUAUGCGUAACGGGUUUUUGGCUAUGGAUGCGGAGAUGCGUAAAAAGCAAUCCGAUAAUGAUAACGAUCGCAGUGGCAGCACUGCCAUUACUGCCUUUGUGACGCCGAAUCACAUUAUUGUUGCUAAUUGCGGAGACUCUCGGUGUGUUCUAGCUCGUGAUGGGCAGGCAAUUCCCUUAAGUACAGAUCAUAAACCCUACAAUGCCGCAGAGCGUGAUCGCAUCAACAAUGCUGGAGGCUCCGUCAUGGCAGGCCGAGUGAACGGGGAUCUGGCUGUCUCUCGCGCCUUGGGAGAUUUCCCGUUCAAAGGGAACGCAGAUCUGCCUGCCGAAAAGCAGAUGGUUUCUCCAGAGCCGGAUAUACUUGUGAUCGACCGCAAUGAAAAGGAUAAUUAUUUAAUAUUUGCUUGUGAUGGCAUUUGGGAUGCGAUCACGGAACCUCAGGAAUGCGUGAAUAUCGUCAGCGAUUUGCUUGUAGGAGGAGAAGGGCGCGAAAUAGGGUCUAGGAAUCGUCUGUCUCUGUGGAAGUGGCACUUGCGGAUCUUUUUGAACUUUGCCUCCAGCGGAAUUCGAAGGAUAAUAUGACAAUGGUAUUGGUGCUCUUUAAGAACGCCCCUCAGUAGGUGAGAUGGAGCGAGGCGAUGUGUAGACCGGAUGAAGAAAAAAUUGAAAAGCGUCUUGAAAAGAAGCAGGAAGAGUAUGCGCAGGAGGAAGGAAAUACUGCGAUUUCUCAUUAAGGCGUUAUUAGCUGUG
This is a messenger RNA of Blastocystis hominis, 1082 nucleotides long. RefSeq lists its product as hypothetical. NCBI's taxonomy places the organism in Eukaryota, Bigyra, Opalinata, Blastocystidae. The transcript has 7 exons. Gene Ontology annotation, molecular function: cation binding; protein serine/threonine phosphatase activity. The record is from RefSeq and is a predicted model, not a curated record. Gene Ontology annotation, biological process: protein dephosphorylation. Bases 42 to 914 code for a protein of 290 amino acids.